Colletotrichum godetiae is the source of this 727-nucleotide messenger RNA. RefSeq lists its product as uncharacterized. The transcript has a single exon. Bases 363 to 704 code for a protein of 113 amino acids. Lineage: Eukaryota; Fungi; Ascomycota; Sordariomycetes; Glomerellales; Glomerellaceae. The record is from RefSeq and is a predicted model, not a curated record.
CAGGCUGUUCAUGGUUAGCCCCCUGUCUUGCUCGUGGCGAUCACUGUAUCGGGAUCGUCUACGUCCCCGUGCGCUUUCUGACAUCUUGUCGAGAGUUGGCACGAGAGCUCGACCCUACCAUCCUUUCGAAUCUGGUUGCUGUUCUCCAAAAGAACCUUGACCAUGAUUCGUGCAAUAAUGCGAUCGACGGCUAUGUCGAAUACACCGAGAUCGGCACAAUCGUACAGAAGCUCGGCACCUCAAUUGAAACACUGCAUCAAACGUUGUAUAAUGGCCGACGACCACUACUUGAGCAUCCGAUAUCAUUUCUCGAUGGCCAACAUCGCGUGGAGGCCGCCAAAAUCGCUUUUGGAGAGAAUGCAAUGUGGACUGUGAGGCUUCUAUCGAGGCCCGGUACAAAGCUCUCCGCCUUCAUACAAAACCGUGCAAUAUGCCAGACGCUUGACAGGCUGUCACACCAAACACGGUACUCGGACGGUGAAGUCUUCCGUCAGGUCACUCAACUUUGGAAGACAAGCAGUUUUGAACAGGCUCGAGAAUGGACAGCGCGACUUGGCGCUCAGAAAAGGGUCAACCUCGAUAUGAUAGAAGACAAUCAUCGGGUCUUCAGUUGUCUGGAUGGCUUAAGCCAUUUCCCUGGUCUACUCAGCGACCUGCCCUUAGGCAGCACUGGUCGCCGCCGCGGCAGAAUCUGGUGGAAGUAAGAGAAGGUGUGUUGGCUCAGUGC